GCUUUGCGGAUCGUGGGACCAGAAUGGUAACGGCGCCGCGAACGCCAAGCGUGCUCGCCGCGUCCUCCGUCUACAAAUAACGGAACGAGAGGAUAGCGCUCCCCACCUCCACCUCCCACCUCGCGCCAACCAACCCCGGCCGACGCAGCUCACUACCUCCCCGCCUCCCGCGAUGGUCGCCACGGCGAAGAUCCCGCAGCGGCAGCUCUUCAUCGACGGCGACUGGCGCGUGCCCGCGCUCGGCCGCCGCCUCCCCGUCAUCAACCCCACCACCGAGGCCUCCAUCGGCGAGAUCCCGGCGGGCACCUCGGAGGACGUGGACGCGGCGGUGGCGGCCGCGCGGGCGGCCCUCAAGAGGAACCGCGGCCGCGACUGGUCCCGCGCGCCCGGCGCCGUCCGGGCCAAGUACCUCCGCGCAAUCGCCGCCAAGAUGAUUGAGCGGAAAUCUGAUCUGGCUAGGUUAGAGGCACUUGAUUGCGGGAAGCCUCUUGAUGAAGCGGCAUGGGACAUGGACGAUGUUGCCGGCUGCUUUGAGUUCUUCGCGGGUCAUGCUGAAGCUUUGGACAAAAGGCAAAAUGCUGCAGUUGCUCUCCCGGAGAAUUUUAAAUGCCAUCUUAAGAAGGAACCUAUUGGUGUAGUUGCUCUAAUCACACCUUGGAACUAUCCUCUCCUGAUGGCUGUAUGGAAGGUAGCCCCUGCUCUGGCAGCUGGUUGUACAGCUGUACUGAAGCCAUCUGAAUUAGCUUCCGUGACUUGCUUAGAGCUUGGUGAUGUGUGUAAAGAGAUUGGUCUUCCAUCAGGUGUCUUAAACAUUGUGACUGGAUUAGGUCAUGAAGCUGGCGCUCCUUUGUCGUCACACCCUGAUGUCGACAAGGUUGCAUUUACCGGGAGCUAUGCAACCGGUCAAAAGAUUAUGGUAGCUGCAGCUCCUACAGUCAAGCCUGUUACAUUGGAACUUGGCGGCAAAAGUCCUAUUGUAGUAUUUGAUGAUGUCGACAUUGACAAAGCUGUUGAGUGGACUCUAUUUGGGUGCUUUUGGACCAACGGUCAGAUUUGCAGUGCGACAUCUCGUCUUCUUAUCCAUAAAAAUAUCGCUAAAGAAUUCAUCGACAGGAUGGUUGCAUGGUCCAAAAAUAUCAAGGUGUCAGACCCGCUCGAGGAAGGUUGCAGGCUUGGGCCAGUUGUUAGUGAAGGACAGUAUGAGAAGAUCAAGAAGUUUGUAGCGAAUGCUAAAAGUGAAGGUGCCACCAUUCUGACUGGGGGUGUCAGGCCCAAGCAUCUGGAGAAAGGUUUCUUCAUUGAACCCACAAUCAUCACUGACAUCAACACAUCAAUGGAGAUUUGGAGGGAGGAAGUCUUUGGUCCAGUCCUCUGUGUGAAGGAAUUUUCUACGGAAGAGGAAGCCAUCGAACUGGCCAAUGAUACUCAUUAUGGUCUGGCUGGCGCCGUGAUUUCUGGUGACCGUGAGCGAUGCCAGCGAUUAGCCGAGGAGAUUGACGCGGGAUGCAUUUGGGUGAACUGCUCGCAGCCUUGCUUCUGCCAAGCUCCUUGGGGCGGGAACAAGCGCAGUGGCUUUGGGCGCGAGCUCGGAGAAGGGGGCAUUGAUAACUACCUGAGCAUCAAGCAAGUCACGGAGUACACAUCUGAUGCGCCGUGGGGAUGGUACAAAGCUCCGGCUAACUAAGAUGUAAUUGAGCUGGUUCGAGGACCUGGAUCUGUUCCAUCAGGAUAAAUCUGUGUGCCGGCCUUUGUAGUGGUGAAUAAAUGUAGUUUGUCAUGUACUGCUGAACCUUUCUUGCGAAAUAAAUGGCAUGAGUUUUGUGGACA
Molecule: messenger RNA, 1827 nt
Organism: Aegilops tauschii subsp. strangulata
Lineage: Eukaryota; Viridiplantae; Streptophyta; Magnoliopsida; Poales; Poaceae
Product: betaine aldehyde dehydrogenase 2
Molecular function (GO): oxidoreductase activity, acting on the aldehyde or oxo group of donors, NAD or NADP as acceptor
Source: RefSeq, a predicted model, not a curated record